Aspergillus affinis is the source of this 1419-nucleotide messenger RNA. Its product is annotated as putative MFS pantothenate transporter. Gene Ontology annotation, molecular function: pantothenate transmembrane transporter activity. The transcript is spliced from 2 exons. The coding region runs from base 1 to 1419 and encodes 472 amino acids. The record is from RefSeq and is a predicted model, not a curated record. Lineage: Eukaryota; Fungi; Ascomycota; Eurotiomycetes; Eurotiales; Aspergillaceae. Gene Ontology annotation, biological process: pantothenate import across plasma membrane. Gene Ontology annotation, cellular component: plasma membrane.
AUGUGGACCUUUAAUACCCCCGAGUCCAAACUCCUCUUCAAGAUCGACUUCUUCAUCCUCACCUUCUGCUGCCUCACCUACUUCUUCAACUACCUCGACCGCUCCAACCUCUCCAAUGCCUAUGUCUCGGGCAUGAAAGAGGAGCUGUCCUUCCAGGGCAACCAGCUCAACCAGAUCAACACCGUCUUCACCGUAGGGUACAUUCUCGGCCAGAUUCCUUCCAAUUUAGCCCUAACCUACUUCCGGCCGCGCAUCUUCUUCCCCGCAAUGAUUCUGCUCUGGGGUGGGCUGACCAUGAUCACGGCCGCCGUGCAUAAUCCGCAAGGGAUCAUGGCCAUUCGCUUCUUCUUGGGCCUGUCUGAGGCCAGCACCUUCUCUGGUACGCACUAUAUUCUCGGCUCGUGGUAUACGGAGCGCGAGCUGGGGAAGCGGAGUGGGAUCUUUACGGCGUCCGGGCUGGCGGGGACGAUGUUUGGGGGGUUUAUUCAGACGGGGAUUCAUUCGUCGUUGGAUGGUGUUAGGGGAUUGUCCGGUUGGAGGUGGUUGUUUAUUAUCGACGGCCUCAUCACCCUCCCAAUCGCCAUCUACGGCCUUUUCCUCUUCCCAGACACCCCCACCACAACAACAGCGCCCUACCUAACGCCCUCAGAGCGCCAUCUCGCCGUCACACGCCUCCCACACACCAACGCCUCUCAAUCCCGCAUCAACCUCUCCUUCCUGAAACACCUCUUCACGACCUGGUACUGGUGGGCAUUCGUGAUCCUCUGGAUAAUCGCCGGCGAGACGGAAUCGUUCUCCUCGAAUUCGCUACUAGCUCUAUAUCUAAAAGCCCACCCAACGAGGACAUACACCGUCUCGCAACUAAACACCUACCCAACGGGUGUCCCGGCUGUUGGGAUAAUCGCAACGCUGUUCUGGGCUACAUUAACCGAUAUCCUCCAAGGGAAGAGGUAUCUGGUGGGUUACUUCAUCGGGAUAACAGGUACAGUCACGUCGGCGCUCAUCUUGGGCCGAUUCAACGAUACCGCCACCGUCAUGGGAGCUUAUUAUUGGGCUGGGGCGGUGUACGCGUGUCAGGCGACGUUCUUCGCGUGGUGUAAUGAUGCGAUGAGAGGGCAGGAUGCGAGACAGAGGAGCGUGGUCAUUGCGAGUAUGAAUAUGGGGAAUAAUGCUGUUAAUGCGUGGUGGAGUAUCCUCUUUUAUGGGGCGGAGAUGGCGCCGCGAUUUACCAGGGGGAUGUGGGCGAUGAUUGGGUGUUCGGUUGCGUUGGUGAUUUGGACGGUGGGGAUUGUGUGGAUGAGUGGGAGGGAAGAAGAGAAGGGGAGGAGGGAGAUGACAAUGGUGGAGGUGGAGGGGAGAGGGAGGAGUGAGGAUGGAGAGGGGGAAGAGGGGAGGAUGGUUGGUGAGAAGGGGGGAUAG